Meloidogyne enterolobii is the source of this 633-nucleotide messenger RNA. The record is from the annotation of a GenBank genome assembly. NCBI's taxonomy places the organism in Eukaryota, Metazoa, Nematoda, Chromadorea, Rhabditida, Meloidogynidae.
UUUUCUUUCAAUUUCUUUUGUGAAAAUGUCUGCUCUCGCUUCAACCAAAAAUCAUUCUUCUGCUAUCAGUAGUGCUAAUCGCCCUCGGCACCCUCCCCCUAAACCUUUACCACAAUCGUCUUCUUUUGUUUUUGGUUCAUCAACACCUCGAGAGAUUUCUUAUAUUAAUAAAACAAAAGUUUCUCCACAAGAUCGUCUUCUUAUUGAUACAGAGCCUAGACGUAAAAAACCUUUGCCUCCUGUUGGAGAUAAAGAUAUUAUUUAUUACAUGCGACAAGCAAGAUCAAUCGGGCCGAGAGAUCGCAAAAAGGCAGCUUCACAAAAUUAUGCUUUUGGUUCUUCAACGCCACGUUCAUUAUCUCAUUUAAGUAAAUUAGCAAAAGAACAACGCGUUUAUGAUGCAAAAUUUGAGCGUAUUAUAAACAAGGAAAGUCAUGGAAUGCGUUCAGCAACAAAUCCAAAUUUGGUUGGAAAUAAUAAACCGAUAAGUGAGUUUUUUUGAGAGGGAAACAUCUUCCUCCUGUUGGAGCUCAGGUUCGAUGCCUAAUGGCAUUUGUUGACGCCUGCUUUAGUGUAGUCCCCUACGGGGCACGUUCCAAGUGGGGGGAGGCAAUUGCGGGUCUAGCUUUGUCG